AUGAAUAUGUAUGUAAAUAAAUCAAUUGAUUCUCCAGAACUUAAGGAAAAUAUGUCAAGUACAGUUAUCAGAAUUGUUUCACCCUCUGGUUUUAGGGCGUUGUUGUCGAGUUCAUCCAGUCAAUCCCGAGUAAUUCCAAUUGAUGCUUCAUGGUAUAUGCCUAAUUCCCCGUUUAACGGGAAAGAUCAAUUCUUGAAUGAGGACCGUAUUAGGUCGGCAGCAUUCUUUGAUCUUGAUUCUAUUUGUCUUGCUAACUCACAAUAUCCCCAUAUGUUGCCUCCAUAUGACAUAUUUAAUAAAUCUAUGACCGAUUUAGGGAUUCGCAGAAGUGAUACAUUAGUAGUAUAUGACAAGAGUGGUAUAUUUUCAAGUCCCAGGGCUGCUUGGAACUUGUCACUCCAUGGCCAUCGUAAGGUUUAUCUUUUGGAUAACUAUAAUACCUAUAAAAAGUAUGAAUAUCCGUUAGAGACAAAAAAAACUACAUCAUUAAGCACCCCAAGUUCGGAUUCAGAUAUCCCACAAUACGAACCGAUUUCUGAAGAUGAUGUCAAAGAGAAUUAUAGAAACCAAGUUAUAGAUUAUGAAGAACUACUCGAACUAAUUGAAAGUGGUAAAUUAGAUAAAGAAUAUGUCACUUUUGAUGCUCGUUCCUCUGAUAGGUUUUCAGGAGCCUCCCCUGAACCUAGACCUGGCUUAUCAUCGGGACACAUUCCAUCUUCAUUAUCGUUACCAUUUUCUAAAGUUCUCAAUCAAUCUGAUAACACUUAUAAGAGCAAAGAAGAAUUGAUAGAUCUUUUCAAACAAGAGUUUGGCAUAGAUUUUUCUAAACCAAAUGCCACGAAUGGUAAGAAAAUAAUUGUUAUGUGUGGAACUGGAGUUACGGCAGUCAUAUUAAGAUUAGCUUUGGAAUCAGUUAUUCAAUGUAAUAUCCCAAUACGUGUCUAUGAUGGAAGUUGGACUGAAUGGGCCCAACGAGCACCUUCACAAUAUAUAAUUAAAACUAAAUAG
Molecule: messenger RNA, 1008 nt
Organism: Debaryomyces hansenii CBS767
Lineage: Eukaryota; Fungi; Ascomycota; Pichiomycetes; Serinales; Debaryomycetaceae
Product: thiosulfate sulfurtransferase
Exons: 1
Coding region: 1-1008 (335 amino acids)
Biological process (GO): transsulfuration
Cellular component (GO): mitochondrion
Molecular function (GO): thiosulfate-cyanide sulfurtransferase activity
Source: RefSeq, a predicted model, not a curated record